Penicillium egyptiacum is the source of this 705-nucleotide messenger RNA. The record is from the annotation of a GenBank genome assembly. NCBI's taxonomy places the organism in Eukaryota, Fungi, Ascomycota, Eurotiomycetes, Eurotiales, Aspergillaceae.
AUGUGCAUCUACUGGACAUGCAAGUAUACAUUGUGCGGCUGUAUAUGGGACAUGGACCCAUCAAAAUGCCAAGACAAGCGGCUCUGCUGGGCUCCGAGAAUGAUAACGCUCGAAUCCCACACAGCGACAUGCGCAGACUGCUGGGCGAGAGGGGAUAAGCGGGUUUACGAACCACAAACAUGUGACGAAGCUGACAGAGACGGAGAAGCACCUGAAAUGGCGACAUUGGAUUGCGAUAGCGACCCAGCUGAGACUGACAAUAUUUCCGACGAUGACGAGGACUAUCUCUCAGCUGAAGAGUCCGUGUCGCCAUCUACAUACUCGCGACCUGUGACCCCGCAACUAUACUAUGAGAUACAUUCGCCGUCGUGUCCUGUAUCUGAGGAUAACCAUUUCGAUUUGACCAGGACCUGUGACCCGGUGGAUCUUGCGUCGAUGGGGAGGGACUAUCGAGCAAGGCGCCACAGGACAACACCAUUCCAGUGCUUGUCGGAUGGUGCGGAUUCUUUUGUUUCUUGUGAGGAGUAUCUCGAUGAAGAAAACCCCGACGAGGAAAGUUUCAGCUCUGGGAAUGAAGAAGAAGAAGAUCUUUACUAUAGUAUUAUGGGUCCCUCUGUUAGGCCUAAAGGCCUGAUCAAAAGCUUGGAGGACCGAUCAUUGCUGUUUUAUAGCUCAGCGCAGGAGUAUUAUCCCACAAAAGAGUAG